AUGUUCCAGAGGUUGGCCGACCUAGAGAAGCAGAACUCCAAGGUGUUGUCGAUGAUGAAGAGAAUGUCAGGUGUGCUGAUCCCCGUUCAAAGAGAAGCUCCAGAUGGAUUCGCGAUGACUCUGUUUUGCGAGUUGGACAUGGCCCGGAUUCCCAGAAGACUAUCGCUCCCGAAGUUCACGUCGCUUUAUGAUGGAACGACUUUUCCCGAGCAGCAUGUCAAGUACUACAAGCAGCGGAUGUGGCAAGCUUCAAUCCCGUUCGACUGCUGGGAGGCAUGCAUGUGCAAAUCGUUCGGCGCGACGCUAACUGGCCCCGCCCUUAAAUGGCUCGGCAAACUCGAACCAGGUAGUAUAACUAGUUUUGCUAUGUUAGUUAACAAAUUCUAUUCCCAUUUCGAAAGUAGUAGACAAUUCGACAAGCAGACAAGCGAUCUAUAUCGGAUCGUCCAGGGUCCCAAGGAAACCAUCAGGACUUAUUGGUCUCGAUUCAACAAAGAGAAGGUCUCGAUCAAGAACGUCGACAACAUAACUGCCAUUGAAGCCUUCCUCCGUCGAUUGCAUACAAACUCGGAUCCGUACAAAGAUAUCGUCAAGUAUCUUUGCUCAACAUUUGAAGAGGUUGAAGAAAUCCUCGACGCCCCGCAGUACCCCAAAAUAUCGAAGUAUGGGUUCGACGUAAAUAUUGUGGCUGUGGUAAAGGAGUUGGAGCCCUUGGGAAGCAAAGUGCGCUGGCCGAUGAAGAGCAACAAGCCAGAGUCAGGGAAGGAUAUGAGCAAGUGGUGCGAGUUCCAUAGCGAUCAUGGCCACAAGACGGAAGACUGCUACGGCCUGCGAAGAGAAGUCGCCUUCAAGUUAAAGAGAGCAAAAAGGAUCGCAAAGUCGACAGUAGAUAAUGCAGACGUCCCGGAAGAGAUCAGAGAUCCCCUGGAAAAGAAGUUAGAGGCAAUGUCAAUUACCUUCGACGAUGAAGACAUCAACAACAUCAACAAAGAGCAUGAGGAUUCUUUGGCCAUAGCUGACAAAGAGGUAGAAGAAAUCAAUAACAUCCAGAAAAAGGCAAAUGAAUCCUCAACUAAUAAUGAAGCAGAAUAUGAAGCUUUGAUUGUAGGAAUGAUCGUCGCGAAAGGCUUAGGUGCUACAGCCUUGGAUGUAUACAGUGACUCCCUCCUCAUCGUCAGCUAA
This is a messenger RNA of Chenopodium quinoa (quinoa), 1182 nucleotides long. RefSeq lists its product as uncharacterized. NCBI's taxonomy places the organism in Eukaryota, Viridiplantae, Streptophyta, Magnoliopsida, Caryophyllales, Amaranthaceae. Bases 1 to 1182 code for a protein of 393 amino acids. The record is from RefSeq and is a predicted model, not a curated record. The transcript is spliced from 5 exons. Gene Ontology annotation, molecular function: RNA-DNA hybrid ribonuclease activity; nucleic acid binding.